This is a messenger RNA of Selaginella moellendorffii, 2673 nucleotides long. RefSeq lists its product as uncharacterized. Gene Ontology annotation, molecular function: GTPase activator activity. The record is from RefSeq and is a predicted model, not a curated record. Lineage: Eukaryota; Viridiplantae; Streptophyta; Lycopodiopsida; Selaginellales; Selaginellaceae. Gene Ontology annotation, biological process: activation of GTPase activity. The transcript has 6 exons. The coding region runs from base 126 to 2435 and encodes 769 amino acids.
CCCUAGGGGCGGCAGAAGCUGCCGGGGAAGCGCCAGGAGAAUUGUGUGGCGGCACGCACGCUCUUGGCUUGUGCGCUCCCUCUGGAUGGAAGGUACGCCACGGAUUUGAGUGUGGCGAGCGAGCGAUGCCGCAGCGCCUCCCUUACAACGAGGCUGCCGCCGCGGUGGAGAAUCAAGAGGAGAGCACCAGCCCCCGGAGCGAGAGGCAGGAUGAGAGGAGCAAGUGGAGGCUGCGAGGAUUGCUGUGGAGAAUGCAACUCGGUGUUCUUCCCUGCCGCUGCGAUUCCGUGGAUUCCUUGCGUAGGGCUGCCGCCGAUGGACGCCGGAGGUACGCAGAUCUACGAAGGCGAUUGUUGGUCGAUCCGCAUCUCAUGGAGGAGGGCCAGAAGCCACCCGACGUCAGCAUGGAUAAUCCACUUUCUUUAGAUCCUGACAGUGUGUGGGGCAAGUAUUUCAGAAACGCUGAGAUCGAGCGUGUGAUCGACAAGGAUCUUUCUCGGUUAUACCCGGAGCAUGGUAGCUUUUUUCAAGGCUCUGGCUGCCAGGCUAUGUUCCGGAGAAUUCUUUUAGUAUGGGCUUUGAUCCAUCCGCAGUUGAGCUACCGGCAAGGAAUGCACGAACUGCUGGCUCCACUUCUUUACGUACUUCACGUCGAUGUCAUGCAGCUAUCACAAAUCAAGAAGCGGUACGAGGACCUGUUCGACGACAGGUUUGAUGAAGACGGAGAAUACAAGUCGUCAAGAAUGAAAUCACCUUUCGAUCUUUCUGAGGCUGAAGACUCACAGGGGGUGAAUGGUUAUCAGGACAGUCAGGGGAUCUUCGAGCAUGAUGAGUUGAACGUCGAUCUCAAGGUCAUCGUCAAGGGUAGUGAUACUUAUGGAGCAGAGGGAGAGCUCGGGGCCUUGUUCGCGGCGAGGUUUAUGGAACAUGACGCUUACUGCAUGUUCGAUGCGUUGCUGGGUGGUCGGGGCGGCGCGGUUCGUAUGAUCGACUACUUUGUUACGUCAGGUGUUCCAGAUGCAUCAUCGGCUCUUUACCGCACCUUAGCCGCUGCCGACAUCGCUCUCUACACGCAGCUUGUGGCACUUGGCGUGCAACCUCAGUACUUUGCUCUUCGAUGGCUUCGGCUACUUUUUGGACGCGAGUUUGGCCUGGAGGAUUUGCUUCUGGUCUGGGAUGCCAUUUUUGCUGCAUCCAAUGAGGCUAUUCUCCCGCCUGGUGACUCCGCAGCGGACGGCAGCCUUUCGUCGAGAAGUGCAAUCAUCUCUGCAAUUGCGGUGUCACUUUUGCUUCACUCGCGUGCUGCUCUACUCGCUGCUCCCGACGCCACCGGAUGUUUGGAAAGGCUUUUAAACUCACCUCACAUUCAAGACGUCAGGAAAUUUUUGGAGAAUGCCAAGAGUCUGCAGCACUUAGCACUGGAAACAGCUGGGACUCCCCUUCCUGCGGUUGCAAAGGUCGGCAGGACUACAAAGUCUCCACAAAAGAGUACCAAGUCUGGCAUUUUGCGGCAGGGAUCAACAGGCUGUUCGCCAGAGCUGCUGAAGAUGUUUCUGGCAGAAGGUUAUUGGGAAGAAAAGUGGAAGACUUCGGUCCUUCAAAGGACUAGUAUUGAGGACUUGAGACCAGCUUCUCGAACAACAGAACAGCCAAAGGGAUCAACUUCCAAUGGUCCAAGUGAAAAUACUAGAGAAAGAACCGAGACGGUAACUCCGCCAAAGCCCAGCUCAAACGGCUCCAGGGUCCAAGCUCAUAGUAAACAUCUGGACAACGAACACAGUGACGCCAAGGGGCCUGUCGAGGAGACUGUGAAGUCUGAGUCUUCGGAUGGCGAAGAAGCCAUGCAGAGGAACGUUGGUCUAGUCGCUCCUGCUUCGAAUGCCGGAUCAUCGGAUGGUGAGACACCGGAUGUUGUUCCUGUGAAGGAUGCUGUUGCUUCCACAUCAAAUGCUCCAUUGGCAGAAGCAGUGCCGCCACAGGACGACGUUGAUAAAAUAGCUGGCCGAUCGAGCGAGAAAGAAGGCGGCGUAAGCAACACCAAUGGUGACGAGGUUGUCAUUGUUGAUGACCCUCUCGGUGUAAGCUCCAGCGCAAGGCUGCGCAUUCCAAGGACUCCACCAAGGAAGAGCGGCUCCUCGUCCGAGGAGGAACCCGGCAGCAGCACGAGCUCGUCGCCGUUUACUGCUCUCAGGAAGAUUUCGAUGAAGAGAGACGAAGUAGGGGACUCUCCGAGGAGACCAAAGGGCCCCGUGGCGUUGCAGUCGCUCGGCCAGUCGAUGAUGGAACACAUCCAGGUUUUGGAAGGCGUGCUGUCCCAGAAAGUGAGAGAAGGCGAGCAAAUCUCCAAGGCCAUCAUCGGUGGCAAGGGCCACGUUUCGGCAAUGGUGGCAUUGGCAGAGCUACGCAAGAUAAGCAACGCGCUCCUUCAGAUGUGAGAUGGUGCAGGCUACUGUAAAUAACAACGAAGUAUGGAUCGAUUGAUUUGACGAGGAACGAGGAGAGAGCUCAUCUGGUGGGAUUGUUUGCUUUCAUUCAUUCAAACGCCCACUAAUUCGCAGUUCUCGUAGGUAGGCCCGAGAAAGUGCUUGUUAUUUCUUUACUACGAGAGCUUCCCUGUUUAGUUGAUGAGGUAUGGCUUCCUUUCAAUCAAAUUUUCGCAGGGAAAUAACAACC